GAGGUGCGAUGCAUAUAAGCAAGACUUUAUGCCAUUGAUUUCACACUCGCUGGGUUGCUUCACACUUAGUGAACUACCUGGUACCAAAGUCUUGAGAAAACAUUUCAUAAUUGUGUUACAUCUCUUUAAGUCCCAAGACAUCAUGUACCAUCACCGAGUUUUCCUGUUUGUAGUGCUAUACUUAAGCACAAGAACCAAUGAAGCUUUUGAACUAGAACUGACUUCAUCCACGUCGAUAAUAGCACCCCACUUGAAAGAGUCACUGAACCUAAAAUGUAAACUCAAGGAUCCUGAGAAUUUAACUUUAAUCACUGGUCGUGCACGAAGUGUCAGAUCAAUUACUGUCAGUCGAGGGAACGAUGUGAUUGCUACAAUCUCUGCCUACGAUGAUCCUCAGAUCCACAAAGACCACCAGACACUCAGCGUUGAGGGCGAACUGAGAUAUCGCGAUGGUUACCUUGACCUGCACUGGUCGACCGCCGACACUAUGCAGGCAGGGAACUACACCUGUAGCAUUACCUUUGUUACCGGGGAACAUGCGGUGAACAAAGCCAUUACCAUUACAGCUCGACGGCCGAGCGUUGAAGAACUGUACGAUAUGAUCAUGCAGCUUAACGAAAGGGUUGACACGUCAGAGAAAGAUCUUAGUUCUUGUGAAGAAGUGGACAGCCAGACAUCUUUAAACGACGUGUUGGAUAUGAUGUCCAAACUGACCAAAAGGAUGGACGAUUCCCAAAAAGAGAUAGAAAGGCUGACAAAUGCGGAUAAAAAGGCUAGCGCAAAAUCUGUGGAUGAGCUAUCAGAGAUGGUAUCCAAGAUAAACUAUCGGGUGAAUAUAUCUGAAAACCAGAUCCAAAAGCUACGUGCUGGUGAGACAUGGAUGGAUAAGAAAAUAUCUGAGCUCAAUAGCAAUCUAAGGAAGCAAGCAAUGAGAAUCGAGACUGGCUACCAUUAUUGUGGAAACUCCAAUGAGUAUCAGUGGAUGAAAAGUGGCAGAAGAAGAUCAACCUCCCGCUUAAAUUUUCGCUCCGGGUUCGACUCUCCUCCCACAGUUUUUAUUUCAGUCAUCCAUGCCGAUACAACGAGUGCCUGGGGACAAACCAGAUAUUACAUACAGGUAGAUGAGGUUACAACAAAGGGGUUCAUUCUACUUUGUGAAACCUGGGAGUCUUCAGCUAUAUAUAACAUGGGUAUUUACUGGAUUGCUUUGAAAAAUUAAAGGUCAAGAAAUUAUAACACCUGAACUACACUUUUGGCUAUUUACGUUUAUUUUAGUAACAUUUAUAUGUAA
Messenger RNA from Physella acuta, 1291 nucleotides. RefSeq lists its product as uncharacterized. NCBI's taxonomy places the organism in Eukaryota, Metazoa, Mollusca, Gastropoda, Physidae. Gene Ontology annotation, molecular function: N-acetylgalactosamine binding; oligosaccharide binding; polysaccharide binding. Gene Ontology annotation, cellular component: phagocytic vesicle; cell surface; protein complex involved in cell adhesion. The record is from RefSeq and is a predicted model, not a curated record. Gene Ontology annotation, biological process: cell-cell adhesion.